This is a messenger RNA of Diaporthe batatas, 1101 nucleotides long. RefSeq lists its product as uncharacterized. The record is from RefSeq and is a predicted model, not a curated record. Bases 49 to 1101 code for a protein of 350 amino acids. NCBI's taxonomy places the organism in Eukaryota, Fungi, Ascomycota, Sordariomycetes, Diaporthales, Diaporthaceae. The transcript is spliced from 3 exons.
GCUAUUCAAUAGUUCAUUUUCACGGCAGGGGAAAUACACCACCAAACCAUGGCAAACCCGUCCCCGCCCACACGGCAUGCCCUGUCAUGGCUGACCGAUGCCAACUACUUCAGCAUGCCUACUUGGUACCCGAUCUACUUCCUCGCGAGCCAGUUCCGCCGCCUGCCCUACCCGCAGGCUGAGUAUCGUGGGAAAACAGUAAUCGUAACCGGCGCUAAUGUGGGUCUCGGCCGGGAAGCCGCGCGUCACUUCUGCCGCUUGGGUGCGGCCAAGGUCAUCUUGGGCUGCCGUGAUCUCGAUAAGGGCAGGGCGGCAGGGGCUGAAAUCGAGAAGUCCACGUCGAGGAGCGGCGUCGUCGACGUGUGGCAGCUCGACCUCGGCAGCUUCGAGAGCGUCAAGGCGUUCUGCCGCCGCGCGGAGGCCGACCUUGACCGGCUCGAUGUCGUGGUCGAGAACGCUGGCGUCGCGAUCGGGACGUAUGUAGAAUGUGACGGGGGCUUCGAGAGCACCAUAGCCGUCAAUGUCGUGUCGUCUUUUUUCAUGACUUUGCUGCUGCUGCCUGUGCUUAGGAGGACUGCGGCAAGGCACAAUGUCGAGCCAAACAUCGUGGUGGUGUCCUCGGAUGCUCAACUAUUCGCAAAGUUCCCCGAGCGGCAUCAGCCGAACAUCUUUGACGCUUUCAAAGGAAAGGAGAACAUGACCGAGGAUAGGUACAACACUUCGAAGCUAUUGGAGAUCCUCCUCGUUAGGCAGCUCGCUUCCGAGAUGGCUCCUCAUGACCCCGUCAUCAUCAACGCACUGACGCCUGGACUUUGCCGCUCCAGCCUUUUCCGCCACUCCGGUGGCUUCCUCCGGGCUGUGCUCGAAAUCGGUGUGCGUAUCAUAGGACGAACCUCAGAAGUAGGCGCACGAUGUCUGAUGGCUGCAGCAGCCGGUGGUAGAGAGACACACGGCGGCUACAUGGACAACUGCAAACUCCGAGAUCCCGGCCCGUUCAUCACGGGCGAGGAGGGCAAGAAGAUUCAGAAAAGGGUGUACGAUGAAUUGUUGGAAGUGUUGGAGGGUGUUCAGCCGGGCAUCACAAAGAAUGUUCGCGCUUGA